UGACGCUCGCCUCAAACUACACACAACGUACCGCAGAAGCCGUUGCAUUUUUGACUGUGCGAGUCGGAUUGCAAUCAUGGCACGCUUUCAAAUGGUUUUAACUUUUCUCGCGACUUGGUUCCUCACUGCAAACGCCCAAUUCGGCUUCUUCGACCAAAUGUUCGGUGGCCAGCAACAACAGCAGCAACAACAGCAAGCACAAAAUGUCCGCAGCGACAGCUCAUGGUACCAGGCGCAAUAUGAGGGCGCACAAUGCACACACUACCUCUGCCCUGGCACCCUCUCCUGCGUCCACUUCCCGCACCACUGUCCUUGCGCAUGGGAUAGCGUAGAAGAUAAAGCGGAACUUGGGGAGGGGAUUGCGAUUUGCGGAUCAAAGGGUGGGUGGAGUGAGGGCGAGUUUGCGAAGAAGGUGCAGCUUGCUCGGAAGGGGCUUCUCUGAACGGAGUAGAAGAAAAACGUGGGUGCAGCCUUGGGCUCGGUACCGGAGGCUGAAUAGAGUGAAUUUGUGAGAAGAGCGUAGAGUUGCAUUUGGGGUCUAGAAGGGCGCGAAGGGUCAGAUCGGACUAAGACUUUACGUGACACUGAUAUGAUGGGAUGCGAGCGAGGGAGCAAUGAAUCAGGUUGAAAGGGCAUCAAAGCCCCAAAUGUGUGUCAAAUCAUCGACUCGUUCAAUCAUUAAUACCGAUACGCCUGUCCCAGUCCAAACUAUGUACACAACACAGCCCUCAAGACCGCUUCACGUACUGAUACGCAUACCCCUGCCUCUCCCCACGCUUCUCCUGCGCAACACCUAUCUCUUCCCUCCCCC
Molecule: messenger RNA, 811 nt
Organism: Cucurbitaria berberidis CBS 394.84
Lineage: Eukaryota; Fungi; Ascomycota; Dothideomycetes; Pleosporales; Cucurbitariaceae
Product: long chronological lifespan protein 2
Exons: 2
Coding region: 77-442 (121 amino acids)
Source: RefSeq, a predicted model, not a curated record